Messenger RNA from Coffea arabica (coffee), 2368 nucleotides. The record is from RefSeq and is a predicted model, not a curated record. NCBI's taxonomy places the organism in Eukaryota, Viridiplantae, Streptophyta, Magnoliopsida, Gentianales, Rubiaceae.
AUGAUGCAGAAAAAAGAAAGGAUUAAAAGAGCAGCAAAGAAUAGAGAGCUUGGUGUUAAAAGGUUGAAGCUACAACCACUGUCGAAACCCAAGACAGUGACAUAUUGCCGCCAUUAUCUCAAUGGCAGAUGUCAAGAGGGCGAGAAGUGCAAAUUUUCACAUGAUACAACGCCCUUGACAAAAUCUAAGCCAUGCUCCUACUUUGCACGACAUUCUUGCAUGAAAGGAGACAACUGCCCGUUUGAUCAUCAACUGUCCAAGUAUCCUUGCAACAAUAUUGUAACCAAUGGCUUUUGCAGCAGAGGUGCUGGUUGUUUGUUUUCGCAUGAGAUUUCCGCUAAGGAUGGUUCUCUGCCAACUUCAAAUGUUACGAAGCCUGAAUCCAAGUCUCCAACCCUGGUAAGCAAGACAAUUUCUAAGAAACAGGUGAAUAACCAAGGUGUCCCUCAUCAGCAUGCUGAUGCCAAGUUCUCCGUAAUGGCAAACAUUUCUGGUAAGAGUACAGAGAAGAAAGCGUCAGAGCAUCUGGAUAGACCUUCUGCUCAGACACCAAAAGGAAUCUGCUUCAUUUCGCAUGUGAGAUCGCCACCAGGUGAUACCAGUAAGCAUAAACAAGCUGUUCCACAUCUUAAAGGAGACAAUAGUGACAAAGUCAGCUAUAGCAUGACUAGGAACCUUGAAGACAGCAUUCAGAAGUCGAAUGACCUAGCCAAGGGUGCACCUUCAAAGAUGCCAAGGGGAAUAAACUUUCUGUUGUUUGGCAAACGUCCUUUGGAUGAGUCUCUUAAUAGGGAUUAUGGGGUCAGUGAAUCAUUGUUAGGGCAGGUAAGUAAAAGCAAGUUAGUUGACUCGCCUUUGAAAAGUGAAGUUCGCGUCAAAAUUGACAAUCAAGCUGCCCAAAGCAGUGCGGACUUAGAGUUAAAAGUGAAUAAAACAGCAAACAUAGUUUCACCUUCGUCCAUGCCUCAGGCCAUGAAGUUUCUUUCAUAUGGAAAAACUCCAGUAGACAAUCCUACGGCUAUUAGCCAACGUGACACGCUUCGCAGCAUUGUUAACGUGGGUCUGCCAUUGGUCCAACGGAAGGAAUAUGCACUUGAUGGACUCAAAUUCUUCCCUGCAAUGCCGCAAAGGUCAGCAUCUUCUUCCAGCCAUUCGAUCAAUCAUUGGAUCAACCAAGCACUGGAGGAAUGUCAAGCUUUUCAAAGACAUCACUCCUGCUGAAUGCACCAACCUCGGUACAGAAAGCCCUCCGGUCAACCUUGGCAUUUGCAGUCAACGUUCAGAGGAUAAAUUGUUGGAAGCCUCUGAGACUCUGGACUUAAUGCUGAAUUGCAUCAGUCACUGAACAGUGAAUUGAGGACAACCAGUCAAAUGCAACUUCAAUUUAUGCAUAAUUCUCUGCACAGAUUACUGGUUUUUGCAGUUAUUCCUGCAGUAAAAAUGUUCAAUUGUUUCCAGAGAGCUGCUGCUCUAUUUAGUCUCCAAGGAUUUUGGCGGUUUGUAGCACUAAGCUGCAAGCUACUCAAAAUGAGAGCUGACCUCUCUCCUCUGUUGUGUUACUUGGUGAAACUACAGGUUGUUUGUUUCUUGAUAUGGCUGCUUGAUGAUGCUUUCUCAUAUUGCACAAACGAACAAUUUCCCAACCUGCAGGGCGAGCCAAUGCUGAGGUGCAAAUGAAGGCCAAAGACAACUGUGCUCAGCAGCUUUGUUGAAUCAAGCCAGCUGAUGAAUCAAAUGUUUGAAGUCUUGGUAAAUGGUAGGAAACUAAGAGGACAAGCAGGUUUCGGGUGAAAGAUUGCAAAUAUCUCAAAGAAUUCCAUGAUGCGGGGGAAGAAUACUGAUAUUAAGAAGUUUGCCAUGAGUUAACGUGUUCUCUGCUUUUCCUUGGCCCCAAUGACGUCUCUAAUGGAUCAAUACGCGGCUCAACGUUUUGAGGUUCACCAGCCUAUUUGCACCUUUGAGGAUUAAUGGUACAUUAAGCUUGGCUGCUGAACCCAUAUGCAAUAUUGACCGUUAAAUGAUUUCACUAGAUGAUGUUUCAGACUUGAGGAUGAUACUCUGAUAGGAACUUUAUAUUAUACUCGCCUUGUAAAUUCGUAGCAGAAGAAGAUGCUUGCCUCUGCCAUUCCGGAUUCCCAUUUGGCAAAGAGCAUUUUGACAUGGACAGACGAGAUACAUAUAUUUUAUUCUCCAAGAAAAGAGAGAUAUAUUUUAGAGUGAAUUUCCUUUUAGCCCCUUUGUGUGCAGCUUUGGCACUUGGUCCCAUAUUUGUUGCAGUCCUCCUUUUCUCUUUUUUUUUUUUUCGAAAUGAUAGAAUUGUAUUGAUUUACUAAAAGUAUAUACAGUGCGAGCAAUGGCUCGAUACUUA